Crotalus tigris (Tiger rattlesnake) is the source of this 2430-nucleotide messenger RNA. Its product is annotated as heme-binding protein 1-like. NCBI's taxonomy places the organism in Eukaryota, Metazoa, Chordata, Lepidosauria, Squamata, Viperidae. The transcript is spliced from 7 exons. The coding region runs from base 621 to 1352 and encodes 243 amino acids. The record is from RefSeq and is a predicted model, not a curated record.
UCCCCCUCCUUUCUGUACCCGCAAUAGUGGAGCCGAGUGCGGACCCCGUCCCCUCUCCCCUUUGGCGCUGGGCGCGCUCCCUCUCUGGGCGGAGCCGGGGCGGGGCCUGAUGUCAGGUUCUCCUCCCUGGUCGGUCGUAACCCUUGUCCUGGGUAAGAUUCCCGACGCGCCCGACUUACAGGUCGCCCAAGGCGCCUUUUAGGGAGAUCGGCUUUUUCUUGGGUCUGCCUCACUAUCUCGCCGUGCCCGCGCCUGGCUCUGUCCUCUUGGGGCAGACCGGUGUUUCGCCAAGUUUCCCCCUCCUUUGCCCCUCCCUGACCCACGAUUAAAGGUGCUUGUGCCUCUGCAGUUCGAGCCCCGCUUGUCACCUUGGUCGACAAGAAAAGCUUUACCGACACCUCCCUUUUCUGCGCAAGCUGACAGGAGCAAAUUCACCAGGCGCAGCUUUCCCAUUACUAAAUCUGCUAGCCCCUUUACCUGUUGAAACUGCCUGUUACACAGGAGGUAACCAAUUAGAAGGGAAAAGGUUAAUGGGCUCCAAAACCCCAGAGGGCCAACAGAAGCACAUUUGGCCUUGAGGCAACAUACUCACAAGUACUCAAAGAAGCUGAGGUGUUAAUAUGGCUCGUAUUACCCUUGAAGAACUAAAUGAAAUGGAUGAUGAGAUCCAGGAUGAAGAACAAGAACAAGAUGAAAUAGAACAAAAUAGGCUGUUUUCUCUGUGGGAAACAGUAGCCAACAGUCAUCAAGUGAUACUUCCUCAAGACAUGGCAGGUCCAAUAGUACAGAUGACCCACCAUAACCAUGUGCGAGAACCUGUGCCGUAUACUGUUUUAUCACAGCAUGAGAAGUGUGAGGAAACAACAUAUGAGGAACGUCUGUACUCUGCUGGGAAAUGGGCAUGCAUCACCAAAGGAGAACCCAAGUAUGAGCAGAGCACCUCACUGAGUUUCAUGAAACUUAUAAGAUACAUCUGCAAAGAGAAUUCCCUAGGCCAGCACUUGGGGAUGACAGUACCUGUGAUUAAUGAGAUCCACCUGAAUAAGGAGGGUACUGAUUUGGUCCAAGAAGUUAUCACUGCUUAUUAUCUUCCUCAGGAAUUUCAGCUUAAUCCUCCUCUCCCUAUGGAUCCAGAAAUCCAAAUCCUAGAAAGAUCACCACUUCGGGUUAUCACCAGGGAGUUUUAUGGGCCAGCUACUGAGGAGACAAUCCUGCGAGAGAUUCACUUUCUUUGGGAGUUAUUGGGCUCGACAGAUAAUGUGCUCCGUGAAACAUACUUGGUGGCUGCAUAUCAGAACCCUAGUAUACCCAAUCGUCGCAAUGAGAUAUGGUUUAUCCGAAGAACAGAUUGAAAGCACCAUGGAUUUCUGACAAGUGAAUCCAGUGAAUCCCGUUUAGAUGGCAGUUCUAGCCUGAAGGAGAUGAAUGCACUUCCCAACUUACUCUAGAACUGACCUGAUGACCCAUUUCUUUUCCUUGAGGGCAUUAAGGAGUUGUGUCCCCUCCUAUGACUUCAGAAAUAGGGAAAAACAAGAACAUGGAAAAGUAGCAUGGUUUUCUAAUGUUCCUGGAGGGAACUGGCACUGGAAGAAUUUAUGGAUAUCUGCUUCAUUGACUUUGAAAUUUGUCCAUGCACAGUUGAGUUAAAAUGCAUCAGAAAUUGCAACUGUUCAGCAGUCCCCAUCUGGUAUUUCAAAUGUUCUGAAUUCAUCUGGAAAUGAAUUUGGAGUGGCAGUCUGUAGCUGGAUGGGGCAUAAGUCAUGGUUUUACUUCCAGUACUUACUUAGAGAAUUUAAUUUCUGGGCAAGAGGCUAUAUCUUUUAGCCAUGUAUAAGAUACUUCUAAUCACCUUUGUUCCAGCUUGACAUGGAAUAAUUUCAGACAUCCUAAGUGGAUUGAUUUGAAUAUAUCCUAGAAAGCCCUUCCCAGGAACAAUCUCCCCUGAAUGGGAGAUCAGAGAAUUGGAGAUCAGAGAAAUCCUCUUCUGUGUUCCUAAGAGUGGUAUAACACCUGUUCUGUGACCUAUCCGCCAACUGGACUUGUAUUCAUAGAUGCUUCCAGACUGCUGAUUACUGCUUUCAUUUUUCCCUCCUUUAUAGACUUUUUUCUAUUAAUAAAAGUAAAUGGAAGCUACAGCAGAAAAAUAUAGGACUCUUAUCAAUGAAAAAAUUGAUUAUAUGGACCCUGAAUUCCUUUUUAUUUUCUUAAUGAACAAGGUAAUUGUAAAAUAAAGGCCACAUCUAAAAGCAUCCCAUCAUUUUGCAGACCCUAUAGCAUUGAGUGAGCCAUAUGUUUAAGGUGGCUGCAUUGUUGCAUUGCCCUAUAUCAUACUACAUUGGUUGAUUUCAUGGCCAAGAAAGUUGCUGUCUUCUCUGAAGGAGGACAAUAAUAGCACAGAGCAAUUGUGAAAUAAAAUCUAGCUCAAACCUC